Messenger RNA from Ilex paraguariensis (yerba mate), 474 nucleotides. The record is from the annotation of a GenBank genome assembly. NCBI's taxonomy places the organism in Eukaryota, Viridiplantae, Streptophyta, Magnoliopsida, Aquifoliales, Aquifoliaceae.
AUGACCUAUUUUUCAUUCAGAUGGAUUGCUAACUGCCACGAGCACGAGACACUUUUGCAAGAAAAUGAAGAUGAAAAGCUGUCCAAGGAGGAACAAGAUAUGGCAUGGGAAGUAUAUCGGAAAACCCUCAAAUGGGGGGAAGUGCAGCGAAUUCCUGCUGAGGAAACAACCAUGGAGCAAAGGCCACUACAGACAAUUCCUGCGAGUGAAUCUGCCUUUGGGCACAAGCCAACAAUUUCAGUCAUACCCCCUCCUGCUCCUGAAACCAGCAAUCUCGCACAUUCCAUAAGGAGUACAAGAAAUCGUGUGGUGUCACGGAAAUGCACAAAUCUUUCACAUUUACUGACUCUUAGGAGUCAGGGCACGAAAACCGGUUGCAGCACUGUUUGUGGGGAAUGUGCCCAGGAGAUAAGCUGGGAGGACCUCAAUAGAGAUAGCAAGUCGCUAAGGAUUCCAGCUGCUGUAAAGUUUUAA